Messenger RNA from Colias croceus (clouded yellow), 1423 nucleotides. RefSeq names its product ribosome biogenesis protein BRX1 homolog. Gene Ontology annotation, molecular function: rRNA binding. Gene Ontology annotation, cellular component: nucleolus. The transcript is spliced from 5 exons. The record is from RefSeq and is a predicted model, not a curated record. Gene Ontology annotation, biological process: rRNA processing; ribosomal large subunit assembly. Bases 79 to 1212 code for a protein of 377 amino acids. Lineage: Eukaryota; Metazoa; Arthropoda; Insecta; Lepidoptera; Pieridae.
UCAAUUGUCAUUUGUGUUGUUAAACUACAAGAGUCGUAGCACGUGUUUUUAGGUUAUUGCGUUAAAAUAAUAAUUAAAAUGGUGAAAAUAAAAGUAAAGAAGGAGAAAAAAAAGGAUUUAAAAACACAGGAACCGGUCAAAAGUGAAAAUAUGGUAACUUUACCGCCUGUUCGAAUGUCUGAUGAUCCUACCCCAAAACAAGUAAGAUGGAUAAAUAGACAAAGAGUUUUAGUAUUUGCUGCACGAGGUAUAAAUCAUCGCCACCGUCAUUUGAUGGAAGAUAUUAAAAAACUGAUGCCCCAUCAUAAAACAGAAUCUAAAAUGGAAAGAAGUAAGAACUUAUAUGUGGUUAAUGAAAUUAGUGAAAUGAAGAAUUGCAAUAAAUGCAUUUUAUUUGAAGGAAGAAAGAUGAGAGACUUAUACCUUUGGAUGUCUAAUAUUCCCAAUGGACCGAGUGUCAAAUUUUUAGUGGAAAACAUUUACACAAUGGGUGAGCUCAAAAUGACAGGCAACUGCUUAAGAGGUUCCAGACCAUUGUUAUCUUUUGACCCUCAGUUUGCUAAAGAUGCUCAUUACUCCCUGUUGAAAGAAUUGCUGAUUCAAAUCUUUGGUGUGCCCAAGCACCAUCCUAAAAGCCAGCCCUUUUUUGAUCAUGUAUACACAUUUAUGAUACUAGAUAAUAGAAUUUGGUUCAGAAAUUACCAGAUUCUUUCAGAAGAUGGAGCAUUAGCUGAAAUUGGACCAAGAUUUGUACUCAAUCCUGUGAAAAUAUUCUCUGGCUCCUUCGGUGGUUCAACCUUGUGGGAAAAUCCCAAAUAUGUUAGUCCAGCUAAACUUAGACAAGCAUUCUCCAAGAGAGCUGCAAACAAAUAUGAAAAGAGAAUUGAAAAGAAAGCUCUCAAUGAAGCCACUAAACCAGCUACUGGAUACCCAGAUAUAGAAGAUGCUUCCUUCUUCAAAGGCGAUCCAGUAAAGAAAGCUCAGGAUGUGGUCAUAAAAGAUGAAAUAAAAGAUGAACCAAUGGAUGAAGAAGAAGAUGAUGAAGAAAAUGAAUCACCUGAUACUAGCAUCAUCGAAACUGUCAAGAAAACCAAAACUAAACCAGACAUGGCUAUCAGACGGAAGCAACUCAAAGCUAAGAGCAAAAAGAUUUCUGAUCAAAUUAAAAAGAGAAAACAAUUCAAAAAGAAGAAACCUCUGAAAUCAAAAUGAUGGAAUCAAAUAAAACAAAUUUAUUAUGACACUCCAAUUAUGUUUUAUUAUUUAAGAUCAACAAUCCAAAAAUUAAUAAACAUACAAUAUAAAUACUUGGAAGAAAGAUUUGAUUCAUAAGCAUGAUUUAAUAAAUGCAUAAUUUAAAUAAAUGGUGACAUAAUAUUAUGUAUAAUUUUAAUGUUAAAUAAAUAUUAAAGCUAAAAUGUUA